CUAUAUCGCCUGUCUCUUCCAUUCCAUCAAUUCUUUCGAAUUUAUUUCCAUUAUUUACAAAUUACAACUAUUGAUAUUUAUUUAUUUUAUAUGUUUUUUUGGUAAUCAAUUUUUCUUUCCCACCCCCUGAGCUGAUGCCUGACGGCCCGAUCCCCCUCCCCCCCCCCUCUCUCUCUGUUUCUAUAUGUAUCGCCCUAUGCUAUCAGAGAGAUUCUUCGAUUAAUGCUUGAAGGAUCUGUUACGGGUGGAAACCUUGAAGGGCUUCUUAUCGGAAUGUAGGUCUUUCUACGGUUUCUGAUUGUGGGGUGGUGCAUGGUUGAUUCUAUCGGCUACAGAUUUUCCCAUCUCGAUUGGUAAAGUAGGGAUGUCGGGACCGCUGGAUCGGUUCGCCAGGCCCUGUUUUGAGGGGUUCGCUGGCCAUGAUGAAAGAAGAGAAAGGAAAUCUGAUUUUGAAAAUUCAGAGGAUGAAAGGAAGACGAGAAUUGGUUCUUUGAAGAAGAAAGCAAUAAAUGCAUCUACUAGAUUCAGGCAUUCUCUUAAGAAAAAGAGUAGGAGGAAAAGUGAUGGUCGAGUUGUUUCGGUUUCAAUAGAGGAUGUCCGAGAUGUGGAGGAACUAAGGGCUGUAGAAGCAUUUCGACAAACUCUGCUUUUGGAUGAAUUGCUACCUGAAAGGCAUGAUGAUUAUCACAUGAUGUUAAGCCUGUUUGCUGAUCAUCUGGCUGAGGUAGCGGCUGGAAGGGAUGACUUAUACUGUAGUCUCUUUGAGACCUAUUUCUGGGUCUGUCUAGUUGUAUCACCAGUUUACAUAUUUUUGAAAGCAAGAAAAUUUGAUAUUGAGAAAGCAAAGCACAUGUGGGCUGAAAUGCUUCAAUGGAGGAAGGAAUUUGGUGCUGACACUAUUAUGGAGGAUUUCGAGUUCAAAGAGUUGAAUGAAGUUUUACAAUACUACCCCCAUGGCCAUCAUGGUGUGGAUAAGGAGGGAAGACCUGUUUAUAUUGAAAGACUGGGAAAAGUUGAUCCAAACAAACUUAUGCAAGUGACAAAUAUGGACCGAUAUGUGAGAUACCAUGUGCAGGAGUUUGAGAGGAGCUUUGCGGUGAAGUUUCCAGCCUGCUCUAUUGCUGCAAAGAGGCAUAUUGAUUCUAGCACAACUAUUCUUGAUGUUCAGGGUGUGAGUUUAAAGAAUUUCAGUAAAGCUGCACGGGAACUUAUCAUGCGGCUACAGAAGAUUGAUAAUGACAACUACCCUGAGACGCUAUGUCGUAUGUUCAUCAUCAAUGCUGGUCCUGGUUUCAGGCUUUUAUGGAGCACUGUGAAGACUUUCCUUGACCCAAAAACAACUUCCAAGAUUCAUGUUCUUGGUAACAAGUACCAUAGCAAGUUGCUUGAAAUAAUUGAUGCCAGUGAAUUACCAGACUUUCUUGGUGGUAUCUGUACUUGUGCAGAUCAGGGAGGUUGCCUAAGAUCUGAUAAGGGGCCAUGGAAGGAUCCAAAUAUAUUGAAGAUGGUUCUUAAUGGUGAAGCUCGGUGUGACAGACAAGUUGUUACAGUUUCCAACAGCGAAGGGAAGAUAAUUACUUAUGCUAGACCAUAUUAUCCAACUAUAAAAAGUGGUGAAGCAUCUACUGCUGAAUCAGGCUCGGAAGCUGAGGACAUUUCAUCGCCUAAAGCAAUUAGGAGUUAUCUACAUCCCCGUUUGACACCAGUUCGCGAAGAAGCUAAAGUGGCUGCAAAGGCAAAUUACACUGUUGGCUUCUCAGAGUAUGAUGAAUAUGUUCCCAUGGUUGACAAAGCUGUUGAUGCAGGAUGGAAGAAACAACCUUCCUUUCAAAGGCCUUUUGCUUCCAAAGGUCAAAAACUCAUGUUCGAAAGCUUGUCCCCAAUGGACUUCACUUUUUCUCAGGGGACACUUCCUUCACCUGAAUCUCAGAAGACUCCAGAAGGAGUUCAGGCUCAGAUUUUCAGACUGUCAAUGACCUUUGUCAUGAUACUAUAUGCUCUCCUCCAUUCAGUAACAUCCCGGGUAUUGAAGAAGCUUCCUGAUCCAUUGUCCACUUGUGUCCCCAACACAUCAGAGUUCUCACUUAAACCAGCAUCUAAGGAGUUCUGCCCUCCUUCACCAACUCGAUUUACAGAAACAGACCUUCUGUCAUCUGUACUGAAACGACUGGGGGAGUUAGAGGAGAAGGUAGACAUACUUCGGUUGAAGCCAACUGAAAUGCCUUGUGAGAAAGAGGAGCUGUUGAAUGCUGCUGUUUGUCGCGUUGAUGCAUUAGAAGCAGAGCUUAUUGCCACAAAGAAGGCUCUUCAUGAAGCUCUAAUGAGACAAGAGGAACUCCUUGCGUACAUUGACCGUCAAGAAGCAGCCAAAUUCCAGAAAAAGAAGUUCUGCUGGUGAAGGAAAGAUUCACAGGAAGGGGGGUUUCAGUAGUUUAUGUAUGAGCUGUGGUUUAUGUAUCAAUAGUCUAUACAUGUGUUUGAGACGAACACGAAGAAGCCUUACUGAGUCCAAAUUGUGAGUUUCUCUCUUGUAUAAUGCAGAACCCAUGGAAAUAAAUAUGUAUUUAUUUAUUAUUCCCUCUUGUUUUCUCAGUUUUGGACGCGCAUGGUUUGAUUUAUUGUACCAGAGUGAUGUAAGAAACUGAAGCAUAUAGUGAAAGAACAUUUCAAGCUCUUUGUAAUCAUGA
Messenger RNA from Nelumbo nucifera (sacred lotus), 2687 nucleotides. RefSeq names its product phosphatidylinositol/phosphatidylcholine transfer protein SFH8-like. The record is from RefSeq and is a predicted model, not a curated record. Lineage: Eukaryota; Viridiplantae; Streptophyta; Magnoliopsida; Proteales; Nelumbonaceae.